Messenger RNA from Danio aesculapii, 12855 nucleotides. RefSeq names its product trinucleotide repeat containing 18 (gene tnrc18). The transcript is spliced from 30 exons. The record is from RefSeq and is a predicted model, not a curated record. Gene Ontology annotation, molecular function: chromatin binding. NCBI's taxonomy places the organism in Eukaryota, Metazoa, Chordata, Actinopteri, Cypriniformes, Danionidae. The coding region runs from base 291 to 9092 and encodes 2933 amino acids.
UUUACCGAGAGCUACAGUGGUUUGAACAGAGGGCCUUCCCCCUGUAUGUGCUUUCGCUCUGCGUAACUACGGAUGGUUUGUAAAUGGAGUCUAAGAAAUUUUCCACCACACGUCUCCCGGAUUUUGCGAAGAAACUGGAUUUUAUAAACUGAGUCGCCAUUUCAAGUCGGCAGAAUGCCGGAUAAGGACACUGAUUUGCCUAGGAAUCUAGGGACAUUAUAGCCUUUAAGACUGGCUCAUUCGGAUUUACCCGAUCGGACUGUUUCUUUGAUCAAGUUGGGUCAUUGUGGAUGAUGGAUGGCCGAGACUUCGGACCCCCCAGAUCUGUUCACGUACCGCCGCCCAUUCUCUCGGGGCUGCCCAUGGAGUCACACCGACUCGGCGCGGCCGCUGCGGCCGGCAGAAUACCACCGUCUCCCGGCCAUCUGGGCGCGGGGCACCCGGCGGCUCUACACACUGGAAAAUAUCUUUCAUCGGCAAUGAACCUACAUUCUCACCACAGUGAUGCCUUCCCAGGUGCCUCGAGCCCAUUCCUCGGCGGAUACGUCAGCGCCUCCAGUGCUCACGGGUCAUCAGAUCCGGCCUUCCGAGCCCCCAACCCAGCCAGCCUGCAAAUGGCCCAGCUUUGGGCCUCUCACUCUCAUGAAGGUUUUUCUCACAUGCCAAGCAGUUUGUACCCCAGCCCUUACAUUCCCUUGGGCCACCUCGAGCACCCACAGCUCAGCCAACAUGCACUCUUUGACUCCCAAAAAGAGGGUUUUUACCUGCCGGGUUCAAUGCACUCCCAGUCUGCAAUGGCCAGGAGCCCAGUGGCUCACAUGCCUGGCUCCUUCUCCAGGGAAAGGGAGUCCUUACCUCCUCACAAAAGCUCUAAAGAGUCGAGCAGAGAUGUGGGAAAAGAAAAGCCCUGUAAGAGUGACCUAGCCCACUCCCUCCCAAGGAAAGAACGAGAAAAACCAAAAGAGGAGUCACGGCCCCACAGUGUGGUGGACCUCACCCUGGAUGUGAAGCCGGAAGAUGAGCGCAGGGUAGGCAACUUGGAGAGGCCUGCAAAAACUACAGAACACGCUCGGCCUUUCUUUCACCAGCACUCGCCUGCUGUGAGUAACACAGACACUAAACUCAAACAAACUAACCAUAGUUUAUUUGGCAACUCCGGGACAAGCAGCGGCACGCCAACCCGACAUCCGAGUACAGAACAGGACAGGAGGGACAGGGACGAUGAAACCGUCCGACCAGGGGGCCACCUUUCCAACGACAAACAGAAAAGAUGCGAUUCAGUUGCUACAUCAGCUGGCACUCUGCAUGUUUCGUAUGCCAGUCCCUCUUCCCUGCAGCCCAGCCCAUCCCAUCUCCCGCCCAGGCUGGUGUCCUCUGGCACCUACCCUCCCCCUCACCACAUGCCGCCCAGCAUGUACCCACUCUACUCUACAACGAAAGAGCCAGGCAAAGAACACAGAGUGAUAGCUCCUACUUAUGUGCCUUCUGUCGAGGUUUAUGAUGAGCGAAAAGGGCCAAUUCAAAUUGCCUCCCAAGCACGAGAUAAUAAAAAUGACAAGAGCAGGGAAAGGGACUCGCACAGAUCAGCCCUGCAGUUGGGAAAUGAGAGAACACUUAUGGACCAUGGUCGAUCCUCAGUUAGGAGCGAGUCGCCACCUCACGGAGAUGUCAAAAGAGACAUUUUACGAGAGGAAGGCUCGAUAAUUAGGUCAAAUGGUUUGGCCAUGAAAAAGCCUUUGCAUUUGGAAAUGUGCACAAAUAAAUCUGGAAAUAGCCCAGAUGCCAGGGACUUGACUAACACUACAUCAAAACAUAUGAUCAGAACAGGACUCGAGACUGAAUCCCGCAGCCAAGAACGGGAUAGGGUUCAAAGGUCUGCCCAUUCUUUCUCUGGGAUGGAUCCAAGUUCGCUUCACACAGAGCAGCAUUCAUUGAAGACCUUGGGUUCUGCUGAGCCCAAAUGGAAGCCUUUCGAGAUGGGCAAUUAUGCUACCAGUCACAUGGCUGCAUUGGCAGCCCAACACAACCACGGAGCCCGAGGUGAGGAAGAGGGCAAGCAAAUGUACCUAGAUACCACUGGCUUGCACAGACCAGUAGGCAGCAGUGGAAGUCCUGAUGGACAUGGGGAGGUUUCAGCCAUGCAGAGCCUCAUCAAGUAUAGUGGCAACUUCUCCAGUGAGUCUGGCUCUAGGCACGGAUCUGAUAGCCGUAGUCCAUUUGGAGGUCUAGGCAGUUUAAAACUGGAGGCUGGUUAUCCAGGAGUGUCCAGGGUUCAGCACCUUCCACCACAGCAGCCUGGAAAGCAGCUGAAGAAGGAACCUGAGAGACCAGAGAGUGCUAAAUCCUUUGGCAGAGACGGAAGCUCUUCUCAGGGGGAAGCAGAGGUUCGUCAUCCUCCUGUAGGAAUUGCAGUGGCUGUUGCCCGUCAGAGGGACAACAGCAGCAAACCCAGCUCAGCAUCAGACAGAGACAGGCCGCUUCUUGGAGGACCCAUCAAAGGCCCGAUCCACACAGAGGAAGAGCAAGGAGAUGAGAGACAGCGGCACCGUGAUGAGCGCCUGCUGUCGGGACGUGUGGAGCGUGAGCAAGAGAAAGUGUUAAGAGAGAAUAAAGAGCUGGCGGACUACACUCAGUUGCAUCCACCUAUGGUAUCUGCUAGUGGCCUGAACCCUAACCUGAUUGUGACUGGCGGACCUACUCUGGCUGGUGCGAGCCGCUGGCCUGCUGACCCCGCCUCCCACCUGACCUCCCACCCGUGGCUGCCCCGCCCAGGAGCCCCAUCCAUGUGGCUGUCUGGCUCUCCAUAUGGCCUGGGUCCUCCUUCCCUUCAUCAGGCGCUUCCUCCAGGAUAUCCUCCUGCUCUGACAGGCUCAAUUCCCCCUCCUUACCAGUUUGCCCGAGAUCCACAAACUGGACAGGUGGUGGUUAUUCCAACAGAACAUCUGCCACACUAUGCUGAGAUGUUAGAGCGAGGCCCCCCUCUGUGGUCAGCCAUGUACCCACCGGCAGGAAGCUCUCUGCAGCAUGCCCAUCAGCUACAGCUCCUCUCCCAUCAGCAGCUCCUGCGCCAACAUGAGCUCUACAUGAUCCAGCACCAGACCGCACAGGUCAUGGAACUGCAGAGGAAUGCACAGUUAGUGGAGAGAUUAAAUGCAAGUCAACCAAGGACCGAUUUGGAGGAAAAACCAGACAAGAGAGGAGCUGAAGUCCACAAAUCCAGUCUCUCCUGCAUUCCUACUACAACCCUGCACUCACGCAAGCCUCCGCCACGUUCCCCGACCCCCUCGACUUCAUAUAGCAAAGCUCUGACGCCGCUGCCUGUUCCCCCGCUGCCUUCUCCUGUCACUGCACUGAAGUCUGAAGAAAGACCCAAAGUGGAGAAGUCCCUCCCUCAGCAGCCAUACUCUCAUCCGUCGUCUCCUGUUCCUCAUUCAGUCAGCCCUGCUUCAGCAUCCCCCUCUCCAACCUCCCCAAUCCGGACCAAAGAGGAAUCUGUGGAGGUAUCUGAGAAAGAACCUCUCAGUCUACAGAAGCAGCCCUCUCCACCCUUCCCAUCCAUAUACCGUGAAAUUCCUCCCGGCUACCCAUACCAAUCGAUAACUGCACCUUUCGGCAGCCAUUACCCCUACCUUCUCCAGCCGGCCGCUGCCGCAGAUGCCGAUGGUCUGGCACCAGAUGUGCCAUUGCCAGCUGAGACCUCCGAGCACUUGGCGACAGCCGUAGAUGUCAAACCCCAGCACUUGUGUUCUCCAGUACUAGUGGAGCCACUUCAGACAUCCAGAGAGCCGGAGCCCAUGGAGGAGGGGGGCAGCAUUGUUUUCAAAAAAGAGCCAAACCUGGAAGACCGUAAAGACGACAGCAUAAGGCUUGCACCCGUCAUCACCCAAGAAUCUAGCACCCCAACAGAACCCGAAGCCCAUCCCAGAGCCAUAGCCACACCAUCGCCAGAGGAUCUCCCCGAGCAGGAACAUGGGGAGGGCAUCAAAAUCAAACGAACCAGCCUCUACGAGACAUCUAGACUCAAUGUUGAAAGAAGUGCCAGCACAGAAACCUCAGAUGCCUCGACUGGACUGGUGGACUACAAAUCCUCUUCAAGUUACUCUGACACACACCUUGUGGUUUGUGACGGCCAGCCAACAAAACAGCCCUUAGAUCUCUCUGAUAGCCUGAACCCAGCAGAGCUCAGAGAUGCUGUCCCUGACUCUUCUACGCACCUGGAGUCCAAACUUGACAAUCUUUUCCUGCCUAACAGCGGCCCUCCUCACCUUCCGCCCUCUUCCGCAGCAGUGGCCAUCCUGCCAGAAGACCCCAUGGCAGGCAUGUUCGCUCUGGUCACGGCCAGCGAGCUUCCGCAGGCCGGAGCAAUGUCCAUCCUGACAGAUGCCUGUAGCUCCAGGUCUGAACUCUGCACAGACGUCAGUCCCCUGGAGUCCACUGCUCUGGAAGGCAUGGCUCUGCUCAGCCAGAUGGCAGAGCUGGAGAUGCAAAGACAACCCAGAGAUGACACGCAGGCUGUAAUAUUCUGUGGACUGGAGAGUCUGCUGGAAGCUGGCAGGCAGGUCCUCCUGGAGGCCAUCGAGUGUCAACCUCAGGUUAUCAUCCGCCUCCCCCGAGAGCUCAACCCUAAUAAGAAAUACAGCUGGAGACAGAAGAAAGAUGAACCUAUGUUCUCCAAAUCCUCUUUGGAGGGAAUGGAUGCCACAGAAGUGGACUACCGCGUGAGACUGGCUGAGCUGCAGCAGCGCUACAAAGAAAAGCAACGAGAGCUGGUCAAACUGCAGAGACGGAGAGACAAAGAAGAGAAACGGCAGCAGCAGCAACAACAUAUCCAACAGCAGGAGAGGAACAGAAGUUUAGCCCGCAGGGGCCCGGGACGUCCCCGAAAGAGGAAACAUGGCCUGUGUGCGCUGUCUCCACCCUCCAGCAAGUUGGAUUCGAGAUGUGCAAAGUUGAGCAGAAGUGUGCUUUACUCAGAGGACUCGGAGAGCGGGGAGGUGCUGAGGAAGCGCUUUCGGGCCUCUAACAGAGAUGAGGAGGAGGAGGAAGACGGCAGCAGCGUGUUGAAAUUGAAGAAGAAGAAAAAGAGCUGGGGCGAGCAGGAGGCAUGUUCAAGCUUCUCUCUUGAGGCCCCUAAAAUGGCUGUGAAGAAGAGUCGAGUGAGCGAGCAGGAGCAGUUGGCGUCCAAACUUGACAAGGCCUUGUCCCUCACUAAGCUCAAUAAAUUCAGCAAGCCUUCUUGUAAGUUCAUAGACGGUUCCUCAGGGAAGUCCAGGCCUAGCUCUGGAAGCAGAGUCCCCAUGCUCACUGAUUUAGACACGAGAGUUAAGAUGGGGAAAUCAAGCCUGUCAAAAGAUCUUGGCAUCUUUCAGAAGACUUCCAAAGGAGGUAAAAGCAAAACUGCUGCCAAAACGAAGCCUUCUGAAACGUGCCUUAAGGGAAAAGGCCAGAGGAAAGCACCUUAUUCUCCAGUGAGGUCAGAAAUCAGCAGCUAUUCUAACAACACAGAUUCAGAGGAGGAUUCCCUGAAGGAUGGCUGGCCUUUGAGCUCCAUGUUGGGGAGAACAGGGUCACAUCCGCAGCUCCCCGGCCUGUGCAGCACUCCAUCCAAGAAAAAGCGCUCAUCAUCCAAGAGAGCCUCUUCGUCUUCAUCUUCAUCACUCAAGUCCAAGCAGGCGGCCAAAGAGAGGAAACAUAAGCACUUUGCUUUAUUGCUACAGGAGGCAGGAGUCAGCUCCUCUGAGGACUCAUUUGACCAAGAGUAUUUCACCGAGCGGGAUGAUUCCGAGGAUGACGACGAGGAUGAAGAUGGGUAUGAUUACGAGCUUGAUGAAAGUGAUGGCCUGUGUUCGUCAUCAGUAGAAGAGAGCGGGCUGGGUCUUCUGGCCCGCUUCGCCGCCAGUGCUAUCCCAAGCCCCAUCAUCACCAAUCCGCUCUCCCUUGUCCAACUGGAGGCCAAACAGAAAGCCAAAAAGAAAGAGGAACGGCAGAGUCUUCUGGGUACAGAGUUUGAGUUUACCGAUUCGGAGAGUGAUGUCAAGACAAGAAAGAAGUUUCCGUCGCUGUUGCAUGGCAAGAGAUCCGCUCCCGAGCUUCCUCUCUUGCCACCCGCGAGCGUGAUGCGUGACGACUCCAGCCCCACCAAGCGUGGACGCAAACCCAAGAAACCCAAGUCUCCCAGGGAGUUUAGUUUCGACCUUACAGCGGAUGGGAGUGAAGACGAACAGUGGACGCGGCGGCGGAGCGAACGCAUCUUCCUCCAUGAUGCUGCUCAGUCCACCCCCAUCUCCCCAUCCAGUAAAACUCCUCUUCCGCUCACUCCCAAACCUGCCCGUGGCCCGAAAACCUCCCCGCAGAGCCCCAAGGAGCUGGCCAAAACCAAGGAGGUGAAAGAUCCCAACAAGAAGAAGAGGAUUAAGGAGAACCCCCUGUGUCUGCCCCCACCCCAGCUCUCCAGCACACCCUCAGAAACCACCGGAUCUCUCCCUGUCAGCCCAGGACGCAAGAACAAGGUCCAAAAGCCUAAAGCCAGAGAGGAAUUGGGGCAAAAUGUACUUGAAUUCCCCCAGCAGGCUCGAGGGAAGGGCGGCGCUGUCAGUAAACUGAUGGAAAGUAUGGCUGCUGAUGAGGACUUUGAGCCCAACCAGGACAGCAGCUUCUCCGAGGACGAGAAUCCCCCUGUGAACGCUCAGCCCGAAAGACCCUGCACCCCCGCCCCUCGGAACUGUGUCAUUAACAAAGAUGAACUGCAGGAUGGAUUACGGGUCCUCAUCCCUAUGGAUGACAAGCUCCUGUAUGCCGGCCACGUCAGCACAGUUCACUCGCCUGACAUAUAUAGCGUUGUGGUGGAGGGCGAAAGGGGGAACAGGCCACACAUCUACUGCCUGGAACAGCUGCUACAGGAGGCGAUUAUUGAUGUGAAACCGCCCUCCGUCAGAUACCUUCCCCAGGGGACCCGGAUUGCAGCCUACUGGAGCCAGCAGUACCGUUGCCUCUACCCUGGCACGGUCGUCAGAGGGAGCCCGGACAUGGAAGACGUGGACGACUUGAUUACAGUGGAGUUUGAUGAUGGAGACACCGGACGAAUCCCGCUCUCUCAUAUUCGAUUGCUGCCAGCAGACUACAAGAUUCAGUGUGCGGAACCAUCCCCUGCCCUCCUUGUGGCCAGCACCAAAAGGCGAGGAAGGAAGUGCAGUAAGGAUGUACCUGAUGGCAAAGAGACACCACCUAAAAUCACGGAUGAGUCUGCUCCAAAAAGCAAGGGAAGGGGAAGAAAACCCAAACCCAAGCAUGAGCCUGAAGCUGCUCCAAAAGAGCAUGAAAAGCCUGACACACCAACCCCGACGCUAGUCCCAGAGAGGCCCCUGUCCAACCAGAAAAGCAGCCCACGGCCAGGUAGAAAAAUUAAGCAAGUCGGCACAGCCAGUGCCUCCAUCCCCGUAUCUAAUGAAAACCAGAAGAAAACCACAGGAAUCAAGCCUCCAGCCAAAGUGCGUUCCCAGCCCCAGUCUGUCUACUCUCAGCCACUCUAUGGAAAAGUUUUGUCUGUGGAUCUCUAUAAUGAGCCCUCCACUUCUCUGGCCUCGUUUAUAUCCAACAAUGAGACUGCAAGUCCCACGGGGAAAGGAAAGACAGUCAAACGCUUGCGAAAGCCUGAGGAGGAGGCAUCUGGAUUUGCUGUGAAAACGCAACGCAAGCAACCUCAGACUGAGAUCCUCAUCAAGUUGGACCAUGAGGGAGUCAUGUCACCCAAAACCAAGAAGACCAAAGCCCUGAUGAUGAUGGAGGGCCAGAACCACACCAAAAGAGAGAAUAAGUCUGUGAUGGGUGUCAGCUACACUACUAUAUCUACUACUGAGAAAACGCUGAAAGCUAAAAGCAAGCCAGUUGAGGCAGAGCCUCCUACAGCAGAAAGCGUGUCCACCUAUAGUGUUCGUAAGCUUGGGAGCAGCAGCGAGGGUUUAAUGAAGGUCAGCAAUUCAGACGAGAAGGAAAAGAAGGAUCUGGAGUGCUCCAGCAGCAGUAGCAGCAGCAGCUCCGAGUCGGAUGGUGAAGAGGAGGAAAGGGCCACGCAGGAGAAGCCCAAACAAGACUCUGCCAGCUCUAUCAGCUCACGGGCAUCAAGUCCCACCUCUUCCAGCUCAUCUACAAGCAGUUCUUCAUCUGGUUCCCACUCCUCCUCCUCCUCCUCCUCAUCCUCCACCACCAGCGAUGAAGAAUCCUCCUGUAGCUCAGACGAAGAGCCGGUCGCUGAUUCUCAACCAUCCCCUGCCACAGAGCAUGCAGCAUCUCCAGAGGAGGAAGAUGCAAAGGCAAAAACGGGGUCUGCUUCUAACAUCCAUAAGCUCCAGAAACAGUCAUCUACAACGCAGCAACGGCACCAGCAGCAGAAGCCCCAGAGACAGCAGAAGGUUAAACAGGGUGUCGGUCUUCCCAAAAGACGAGAGGGAAUCCAUCUUCCAACUACAAAGGAGCUGGCAAAAAGACAGAGACUACCAUCUGUCGAGAACAGGCCCAAGAUCUCUGCUUUCCUUCCUGCCAGACAACUGUGGAAGUGGUUUGGAAAGCCUACUCAGAGACGGGGAAUGAAAGGGAAGGCGAAAAAGCUUUUCUACAAAGCCAUAAUGCGUGGGAAGGAAAUGAUCCGUAUUGGAGACUGUGCUGUAUUCCUGUCUGCUGGCCGACCCAACCUCCCCUUCAUUGGACACAUCCAGAGCAUGUGGGAGUCCUGGGGAAACAACAUGGUGGUCCGUGUAAAAUGGUUCUAUCAUCCUGAGGAAACCAACCCUGGAAAGAAACUUCAUGACAAAAAGAACUGGGAUCAAAUGUCCGGCCAAAGUCUUCCCGCUGUUCUGCAAGCUUCAAACCAGAGGAAAGACUUCAUGGAGCGGGCCCUGUACCAGUCCUCUCACAUUGAUGAGAACGACGUUCAAACCAUUUCCCAUAAAUGUCUGGUGGUCAGCCUUGAGCAAUAUGAACAAAUGAUCAAAACGAAGAAGUAUCAGGACAGCGAAGACCUCUACUACCUGGCUGGCACCUACGAGCCCACCACUGGAAUGAUCUUUAACACUGAUGGGGUUCCUGUAAUCUGCUGAGGAUCAUCAAAUGACACUUGCGGAACGAAACGAAUGAGAUACAAGGGCUUGACAAACGUGUUGGCUACACCAAAUGUCCAACUGUAGAAAGCAUCCAGCAGAGACACAAGCAUCAUUGAGAUUAGAGUCUACUUCAACAGAUGUCAUUUCUGCGCUUCAUUUCAAACAUGAAGUUGGUACAGUAGAUUUGUGCUAGCACAGAUUCAAAGUCUAGUCUGUUAUUGCUGCACCUUGUUUCACAUCAGUGACGUGAUUGUGGAUGAUGUUCGGAAAUCUACAGUCAAAUGUUUUAAAGAAAGUGAAAACCUGACAUAAACGUCUGAAAGGUCAACUCCGUUUGUCUCAGUAAUCACCAGUGCGGCUGAAAUGGAGGUGACACCACUUCUGCAGGACUUGUUCUCCGGGUGAAAAGGCCUGCUUGGAAGCAGCUUUCUUGGCUGUGGGACCAACAACGGAAAGAGUAAUUAAAGCUGGCAGGCCAUGUCACACUUCUGCCCAGAGAGCCGUCUCCACCACGCACUCUGCUGUCCAGUUACUACUGGUAAAACCCUGCCAGAACUUCAAGGGCAGGUUAAUGAAAUCGGACGGGUAAAAUGAUACCAGACGUGAAGCUGCAGCCCAUGUGAGAAGCACUUAAAAGAAGGGACAGACCUGUGGUCUGCGAGCCUGCAAGGACUGUUUAUUAAUAGGAAAGUGUGAGUCACUUUUCCACUGAGCGGCCUAGAAGAUCUAUCAGAAUAUUUAUAUAUGAUCCUCGGCAAGAAGGUUUCUUUUUAUGAGUCAAGGGCUCUACUGAGAUGGAGACCGACGCAGAUGACGCCCGUUUGUAAAUACAUGCAUACAAGCUAUAUAUAUAUAUGAUAUGAACAAAUAUUUUAUUUUGGUGUACCAUAGAUUUAUGUGACAGUAAUUUUUUUAAAGCAGCAAAAGAUGAAAAAAAAAGCUUUAAUAAACUGUGAAUAAAGUUUAAAUGUUAACAGAUAUCAGGAACUAGUUUUAGAGUACAGGUCUUGUUAGUUGUUACUGGAAUCUCAGAUGCCCACUACAUUGACGACGUAAUGUAAUCUUGAUAUCAAAACUACUAUUACAGGACAGACGGUUUGUGGGAUUUGACAGUGUUCGAAGCCAGUUGUCCCAUAAUGCAGUUUUACAACAGAAAGCACUUAAAUUCUGCCCAUGGUCUUACAUGGGACAGACUUCCCUUGACAAUCCCCUUUGCAGGUGGACGUGAAAAUCGUUAUAGUUCUCUCAUUGCUUCUCAGGGUCAGUGAGAGAUGGAGAACGAGAGUUUAAAAGCACCAUAUAAUCAAGCGGCGCUUGCUUAUCAUGUCUAUUUUACUUGCUUUCCCUUUUUCUUGAAUUAUCCCCCACUGAAAGCAAUUACAUCUCAUGCAUGAAAGCACUUUCUUCACGUAAACAAACAAGCAACAGCCCAGGUGACGUUAUCUGUUAGCCCUGAAAGUUGAAAGCAGAGUUGUUUUCUGCCUUUCUCGCAUCUACGUUUUUUUUUCUUCUCUAUCUCGCCUUUUUGCUCUCCGUUAUUCCAAGCCGUUUUCUGGUUUGUUCUUAAUAGCCUUAACCUUGCCUCCCUAAAAGCUGCCGCGUACCGGCAGAAUCAAAGCCUGAAUGUUGUCUUUGAAAAUAGUUCCUACUGAUUGAUAUUGUGCUGCGGAGAAAGUGCCAUCCGUCAUCAGAGGCUGUUAGGACCAGGCUAUGUAUUCGCUGCUUCUCUAAUCAAGACCAGUCAAAUGUAUUUGAUUUAUGGCUUCCUCGCAUGGAUGAAGAGAUUAGUGAACACCUUAUUUGCUUAAUUGUAAUUACGGUUCUUAUUUGUGCCUCAUUUUUACGGUUCAUAGAGGGAGAUAUGAAUGUUGUUUUUCUUUCUUUUUAAGAUUGAACACGUGCGGAUCAAGCACGUGUCCUGUUUGAUGCUGGAAGGAACAGUUUUGUUGAACAAUCUGUAUAUCGUUUGUUUUUUUAAUCUUGAAACAAAUACGACUCGUUGAUCUGUACUUAUCUUUUUUUACUUGUUACCAAGAUAUUUAGAAAGCAUAAGAGGUUAGAGGCUACUUUUUUCCAGCAGGAGCCCUGCCAAACCUUUUUUUUUAAACUGUAAUUCGUUCUACCUCCCACCUUGGUUUAACGUUUCAUGUUUUGUCUUUGUUUUGUAACACUUGUUAAAGAAAUCUCACUGCAUGUGGGCUUUUAAAAUAUUGCCUGUUUUUAAAUUAGUUUGCCAUGAUGUCUCUGUGAAUGAUGCUGAUUUGAUUCUUUGUAUCAUUGAUUAAUUUUUCCCGUUAUUGAGGGAGGACGGUGAGAUCAAGAAGGGUAUGGACACUAGACACUUACAAUCUUUUGGAUUGGAAAAUAUUUGGCCUACUCAGUAUUUCGGAAAUUUCUUUAUAUUACAGAAAUGUUGACACUAUUACGGUUUAAAAUAUAUAUAAAUAUAUAUAUUUUUUGUCAUGUAUGUUUCAUAUUACAUUGCCCAGUCUCUCUUAAAGAGAUAUUAUCUUGUUGAUAUUCAAUAGGUUGUAUUUCUUAACAUGUUUUAUCAUUGUGUAUGUGUGCUCUAGAGGCUUAAAACAGAUAUUCAGCCUAUUUCCGGACUGUUUUUUUUCUUCUUCUCCAAAUCACCUAAUUUGGUCGAUGAUUUUACACAUACCCAAAGCUAAUUCAAAUGCCAAAUGAUCUUUGAAUGCACAGUGAAUCUGAAGCAACAUUAAGCAAGCUCGUUUUUGCAUUUGACACAGUCUUUUUAAAUGCAGAUCUGUGUUGAAUUGAUAUCUUUGCCUGUUUAGCGAGUUGUACAAUUUAAGUGCCCCUCAAUACAAAACGUUUACACAGAGCUUGAGUCAAACUGUAAAGCACUUUUUAGAGUAUUUUUGUCUGCAUGUAUUAGAAAUCGCAUAUAUAUAUGCUUCUAGGAAUAAUAUUAGAGCAAUCAAAAGUAUAUUUUGCUUAUUGUGAUGUAGUGUAACGUGAAUAGAGGUCGGAGUCCAUCCCUGUAUGGGACAGUGGCCUCUGCUGGUAGCAGCAAUAUGGGAUAAACCUGCUACUCGUCCAGGGUCCGUUUGAGUGUAUCUUUUAUGAUGUAUAAGGUUUAACUGGCGUAUUAGAAAACAGUGUAUAGCCGAGUAGACGCGUAAUAGACUUCACUGUUUGCAUGAUUCUGUUUUUUUUUUCCUUUCUUAAUGACAUUCCCCCUCUCGGAACAAUCGUCCUCCAUGCUUAAUGUGCAAUACUGCUGAAUUUGGAUUUUGUGAGGUAGCUGCUAGUGAGGGAAGGAACGUGUUCAUGAAUGUGGGAGAUGAGAGAAAGAGAGUGUGGACUGGAGGCUGGUCCUUCACUGGUCUUCAUCUGCUGUUCCUUCAGCAUUGGUAUGGUCCUGUUACAAAAUAAAACUAAUAAUAAUAAUAAUGAAAUCUAAAAAGCUAUAGUUUUGAAGUUAUUGUUUGAAAUUUUAAAGCAUCAAGGUUUUGUAAAUGAUCCUUUAUGAGAGGGGGAGAUGAGUAUGGAUAUACUUUGUACACAUUUAAUCUUGUAUAAAAAAAUCGAAACAAAAUGAUGAAAUACAUUUUUUUAGAAAACUGAAACCAUUAUUAAAGAUUGCUGUUGACUUGUGUGUAUUGGAACUUAAUGGAAUUGGAUUUGUUUCUUUGUUUUGCUUGUUUUUUUACUGAUGCAACCAGCAUUAUCAGUGUUUUUCAAUUCUUUUAGUAUCAGUAUUUUCUAGUUCAUCAAUAAAUGUCAUGAAAUGGAA